This is a messenger RNA of Ahaetulla prasina, 1869 nucleotides long. It is a transcript of the gene SERTM2, whose product is annotated as serine rich and transmembrane domain containing 2. The record is from RefSeq and is a predicted model, not a curated record. The transcript is spliced from 3 exons. The coding region runs from base 768 to 1046 and encodes 92 amino acids. Lineage: Eukaryota; Metazoa; Chordata; Lepidosauria; Squamata; Colubridae. Gene Ontology annotation, cellular component: intracellular membrane-bounded organelle.
UUCUCACUUGAGUGAUCAACAGAAUGCUCCUUGGCAAAGAAAUAGACUUUUUCCCUGCCCCUUAAAAACACAAACACAGACACAUAGAAAUGUGCAAAGGUCAAUUUUUGAAGCAGAUGGCCAGGAGAAAGAAGACAUAGAGGAAACAGCUGCGUGCAGAGAGAGAAAUCUGUUCAAGUCUCUCCACUGUCUAAAGAAAGGAAAUAAGAGAACCGGUGGGUAAAAUCAGCUCUCAGUCAGCUGUCCGCAAGGCAGAUGGAUUUGUCAUCAUUCCUUUGCUCUGAAGGAGAAUGAGCAACCCAGCUGGAGAAGUGAGGCAGCUAAGGAAGAAGCAGUACCAGUUUGUGCCUAUCACACUGCCAAGUGUGAACAUUCAGAAGGAACCCUACUUCAACUGUGCUCUCUCUGGAAAGUCAAAUCUUGUGGGUCUAGUAGCCCAACAGCAAAGAUCUCACCGAUCUGGACAAAAGGUGUCUCUAGGACAAUCCGUAAGAAGAUGCUUCUCUAAUAGCCCCCAGGUAGGGUCCUCAUGGGGUCAAACCCUUUUGGGUUCCUUCCUGCAGCAAAAGAGCAAGCAAAGCCUUGGGAGAAGAUGACUGUCCAUGAAAAGAGCUUUUCUAUGCAACUUAAAGAUUUACAGCAUCUCCAAGAAUUUACUUCAUACUCCAAUGCAUGAAUCCAACAAGGACCCCUUUCUUGGACUGUGUAAAAAAACUAGCAACGUGUUUAUGAGUGAACAGAGGAGAAUGGACAGGCCUGAAUAAGCAAUGACUGAACUUGUUUUCAGACACCAUGGAAAUUUUACUGGCCGUGCUCACCCACACCCAACAUUGGCUACAGAAGCAGCAAUCGCAGAUAAGUAUUCUAACCUGUAUAUGUACGUGGGGCUGUUCCUGACCCUGCUAGCCAUCUUGCUCAUUCUUCUGUUCACGAUGCUUCUCCGCUUAAAGCAUGUUAUAUCUCCCAUCACCACAUCUCCAGAGAGAACAGAGAACACCCAGGAGUUCACAGAUGUGGAAAUGCAUACCAGGAUUCCCAGCCCUUAAAAAAUGGGACACAAUGGGCUGCACAGAAACAUGUGAAGAUGCAUCUUUUGGUUCACUGAAUGCAAUGUGGAAAUAUUGUCCACUAUUGGACCAGCUGAAAACGGUCCAGGCAAAUAAGGCUUUAAGACAGCUGAAGGCUGCAAUAGACAGAAGCAGGACCAUGGGGGACAAGUAUGGAGGCAUACAAUAGACACAGGGUUAUAGGUUGAGAAUCAUUGUUAACAAUCACAGAAUACAUUCCUUGAUCCAGUUCUGGCCCAAAGCAAUUUAUAGAUUUUAAUAGUCUGGCUUAGAUUUAUUUUAGCAGCUCUGUCUCUUCAAGUCUUAUCUCAUAUUUUCAAAAGAUCAUCACCAUCAUCUUCAGUUGGAAGAGAGGCCCUAUAGUUUUGCAUUUGGAACUACACUAUUAGUUAGAAGGGUAGUGAUCUUGUUGAAUGAAGUUGCUUUGCAGAAUCUUCUGGAGGCCUAAGGUUGAUGUCAAGUUGUUCUCCAGGCUCCUAAUGCAGCAGGACUGCUUUGGGAUUCAUGGACGGAGUCACAGGAUGUGGAGAAUCUAACCUAAAAAAAGAUGGAAUAUUAAAUUUCUACCAAGUUUUGCUUAUCCUUAGGAGUUGCAGGGGCACUUGUUGUGAUGUUUCAUGCAACCAGCUGUCAUGCAUGCAAAUAUAUGCAAACUGGUAAGAUACAUUUACAUAAUAUUAAAAAACAACCCAAUCCUCACCAUUUUCAUUGAUUUCAAAAUGAAAGUCUGGGGCAGUUUAUACUGGAUAUGUUUCUUUGGUGAAUUUCUGGAUAAGCAUUUAUUAAAAGAUUAUAAUUUCUA